Bursaphelenchus okinawaensis is the source of this 2733-nucleotide messenger RNA. The record is from the annotation of a GenBank genome assembly. Lineage: Eukaryota; Metazoa; Nematoda; Chromadorea; Rhabditida; Aphelenchoididae.
AUGAUCAGGGAGGCCGUGGCGGCUGUGAUGGCCAGUAUAUUCAUAGUUCAGUCUGUAGAAGCAGUUAGAUGUCUAGAUUGUGUAGGUGAAGAUUGUAUGGGUGACUUCUGUAAUGGCGACGUCUGUGUGGUGUCAUCAUUUACACCUCGGUGGGGAUCGUUGCAGAGGAAGUCGGAGAUGGUUAAGGGAUGCAUGAGUGGCAAGAUGCUACGCCGAGACCUUCGAAGUCACUGUGAAGUGGCCCAGGGUUCUGGGGUAGGUUAUUACUUGUCAUUUUGGGCAUGAAGUGGUCUGUUACGUCAAAAAAGGGCAAAGUUUAUCAAUUUUAAGAUGUUUUUUGAACUUUUUGAUUAAAAUUCACGCUUAUUACUAGGCAUGUUUACUGCUAGAGUAAUCUGUGGUAAGACUAGCUACUAUAAUAUUUUACUCAGACUGGAGAAUGUAGUAUUUUACUUUUUAUUAUUCCUUUGUGCAGACGAAUAAUAUUAAACUUCCUUGACAAUGUCAUAGAUACCACAUAUUAAUGGGCAUCGAAUAUUAGCAGACAUCAAUGUUAAUGUAAUGAAUCAAAGUGAGAUGCAAAAGUAAUGGCGUGUAAUUUGAUUGGGGGAGUAAUGGAUUACUGUUUACGGCGCAAUUACUUGUUUUUUGGGACUUGCAUGAUAAUAUAUUGUUUUUGGAGGCAUUUGGUUUAAAAGUGCUCUUUGUUGUACUUUUAUAACAAGGAUAGUAAAACUGUAGUUAUUGUUGGUAAUUACUAUGUAAACAUAAUCAAAAAGUGCAUUUUAGUAAAAAAACAAAAUAUGUUGCUUUUUUGCAUGAAAAAUCAUUACAUAACGGUAAAAAUAAUGAUAUUAUCGUAUCUUAAUUACAUUAUACAUGAUAAACUUUCCAGGACGUGUUCACCUGUUUCUGCGAUGACAAAAACAUGUGUAACAAGAACCCUGCCCGGAAGUACGAGCAAGAAGAAGUCAAACUGUACAAGUGUUCGUGCGACGGUCCCCACUGCGACGGCAACGUCUGCUACGGAGAACUGUGCUCUUUCGUCAAGAAUCACGUCACAGGAGAGACAGAGAAGGGAUGUGUCAAUGCAUCGUUACCUUUGGUCGAGCGACGCUCAGCUGGAGCCUGCAUGAUGCCGCCGAUGACUGGAGCCAUGCACCACAGUGUAGCCAAAGAUGCCGAACAGCUACAGCAAACCGAGAGUUGUAUUUGUGCUGGAGAUUACUGUAACAGGAAGAAACCCCGGAUCAGAGUGAAGGAAGAUCAAAGAUGUAAUGCUAGUGUAGAGGUCACGAUGUUUGGCAACAAGGUGAGUUUUAGUUUAUUUGAGAUGAUUAAGUUUUAAAAUUUAAUUUAGUUAUUAACUUAUAAGUUUCAUCGGUCAAAUAGUUUAAAGAAAAGCUUUUAUUACUAUAUUGGAUUGUUUACAUAAUUCUGUGUCCCUAAUGCCAAAAAUUUGAUGUGAGGGGCACAGAAUUAUGUGAGCAAACUGAUACUUGUUUUCUUUUUUACUUUGGCUAAUUUACCUUGCAGUGGGUAGUUGUUUUUUAAAUUUAUAUUAUACUAGGUGGUCUGUGUUCAGGUGUUUGUAAAUAAUUUUGAUAUCUAGCUAAUAGGAUAGAUAAUUACGGAUUUAAUCUGUUUACGAGAUUUAAUAGUGAUUAGUUUAUUAUUAAAUUUUAAGAAUGUUAAACAAAUUGAAUCUAAUUGGCUUUGUUUGUAAAAAUAACAACUUUACUUUAAUUAACUGUUACUUAAACAUUAUUGCAUACUUAAAAACAUAUUUUAUGAAAUAUUUAAAAGGUAAAGAAAUUAAACGAUAAGUAAAACUAAUAUUUUGUUACACACCUAAACCCACCUUAUUUUAGGCUUCGACCGGAGUAAAGCCAUGUGAAGGUGAAUAUUGUUUCGUGGUGAACAUUGCCAGUGAGAUGGGAGUUCCAGACUCUUACCGUACUCAAGGUUGCUUGAGUUUUGUCGAAGGUGCCGAACUGGCCGAAGAAUUAAAUCCCACGGGCUGUGCUAAGUUCGACAGCGAGAAAUUGAAAGUACAGGCUUGUCUUAAAACAUCCAACAAACAAACCAUCAGGAGGGCCGAGGAGAACCGACAACAACCGCCUCGGGCCAAGGGGCAGGGCAAAAAGUAGGUUUACAUUAAUAUAUAAAGUUGUAGUAGUUUAUGUUAAAAUAAAAAAUAUUUUUUGGCUAAUUUUUUACUUUUUUAAUUUUUAAUUAGCGUUUUCUUUAAAUUUCCUAUUUUAUUAGGCUAAAAAUGACCAAGAAAGACGAGAUUAUGUCGUCCAAACCUUUAAAACACUAUUUUUGUUGAAACCUCUAUGUUUACAUUCUAAUUCUUUGAGAUGUUUACCCGAAAUGUCACGUUUACAACAAACAUUAACAUGCCAUUUCAGCAUGGAGAUCGAGUACGAUGAAGAAGAAGAGGAAGAGGAGAAACCCGAGAAGGAAGUAGAAGAAGAAGAGAAGGAAGAACGUGACGAAUCCGAGGAAGAAGAGGAAGCAGAUGCCAAAAAGGAGAAGCUCCCCUCCUCCACCCCACACUACAUCUUCGAACGACCCACCCUACCCCCCGAGCCGGAAGACUCCAACACCGCCCUCAUCUCGGUGUUCGGCCUUCUGAUUCUGCUAAUCGCCUUGAGUGGCGUCGUCUGGAAAUUCGAGCUACACAAACGGCUGUUCCGUGCCAACUACGAUACGGUGGCCGGCGGCUAA